AAUGAAACUACUACCUCUCCACUUUUAAGUCAUGCAUCACUGGUGACAGUAGUAGUAGAGUAGAGUAUCAUUUUUCAGUCUAUCCUUCUUUUAUGUCGCCGUCAUGGACCGACUUGCCCCUCCUUUGUUAUGGACUGCCGAAGAUGAUUUUCUCCUCAAGAACGCCAUUGAGAAUGGAGCUUCACUGCAAUCGUUGGCUAAAGGUGCUGUUUCUUUCUCUAGGAGGUACUCAUUCACAGAGCUGAGAGAACGUUGGCGUUCUAUGCUCUUUGAUCCCGAUGUUGCAAAGGAAGCUGCUGCUUCCAUGGCCAAAUUUGAGAUAGCCAAAUAUAAGGCUAAAAAAAUCAAAAAAGCAGCCUCAAAAGACGUUGUUCCGAAGAGGAAAGCUCAAAACAUUCGCAGGCACUACUACGCCAUGCGCAAGAGGAUUCGCAAAGAGGCUUCUUUUAUGAAUAAAGAUGAAAAAGAUGAGACCGACACAGUUAAGCAGUCUGAUGGUGAUGUGAUGUCCAGUCAUGAUUCAUUUGCUAAGUUGGAGGUUAAUUCCAGUUCGUCAGGCAUCAAUCAAGGUGAUUCAACUUUUGUUUUUGAUUGUGGAAAUGAAGCUCAAUCGUCUGGUGCAGCAAAAGGUUCUCACCCUUAACCUGCAAAUCAAUUUAGGUUAUGUUCAUUAAACAUUAAGGACCCUAACGUCCAUUUAUGUUGCUAAUGUUUGGUAAGUAGUCCAAUUUGAGUGGGCUAAUUUAGCUUCUUCAAAAAAAUGUUUGGUAAGUAGCGGUUGAAUUUUCUAUUAUUGGAUUAAACAAAGUAGUCAUUUGAUGUGUUAUCAUAUUUAUCAUUUUAUAAUUUCUAUCUUCCAUUAUUCGGUUUGGUGUUUCGAAGACUGAAGAAUGGUGUUAGUAAC
Trifolium pratense (red clover) is the source of this 904-nucleotide messenger RNA. RefSeq lists its product as uncharacterized. Gene Ontology annotation, molecular function: G-quadruplex RNA binding. The transcript is spliced from 3 exons. The record is from RefSeq and is a predicted model, not a curated record. Gene Ontology annotation, cellular component: MLL1 complex; Ino80 complex; NSL complex. The coding region runs from base 104 to 643 and encodes 179 amino acids. Gene Ontology annotation, biological process: positive regulation of transcription by RNA polymerase II. Lineage: Eukaryota; Viridiplantae; Streptophyta; Magnoliopsida; Fabales; Fabaceae.